AUGCGGCAACUCUUGUGCUCGUUUGUGUUGUUCAUUUCAACUCUUGAAGCAAUCCCAAUGCUUUUGAAUAAACCGUUCACCGGUGGAGAGAAAUUCAGCGGAUUUGACUACAUGGAAGCUCCGAAAAGCGAAUCCCUAUGGCCUUUGUCAUUCUCUAAUGAAGACUUGUUCCGAAAUCUCAGAAAUAUGGAUGUUGACGGAGUUGAGGCACAAUCGAUUCCCGAUGAGGAAAAGGCACUUGCAAUGUUCGGCCCAAAGUACAUGCAAAACUUUGGUGGCCUAGAAGAAACGUCGAGACUCCCGCAAAUGCCAUUUGACGGAAUCGAGGAUCGCUCGUUCAAUAUGGACACUCAGCCUGGAGUUGCGCCAAAGUUCACUGGCACUUUCGUCACCGAAAAGCCAAAAGAAGAAAAGGAAGAAGGAAAGCAAGAAAUGUCAAUUAAAGAAGAGGAUUUAAAGCUUUUGGAUCCCGACUAUAUCGAUGCUCCAGUCAUCAAUCCGGCCAACUAUUUCUUGGAGGGAGCAGAUUUAGCGAAGGUGCCUGCACCAAAAUGUCAAAUGAUCGGCUGCACUGGACCACACGUGAACGACGGCUCGUUCACUUUCGAUGACAAGAAAGAUUCCUCAAAGACAGAGCAAUGCCACUCGACUUUUGUCCCAUUGAAUGGCUGCCUAGAUGGGAAGGGAUACCCGAUGGGCAUGGUGUGCCAAAUUUGUUGCGAUUGCGCCAACUCGUUCGUCGCCGAGAUGCAAAAGUCUCGGGGUUUCAGAACUGGCUACAAGGAUCCACAUCAU
Mesorhabditis belari is the source of this 795-nucleotide messenger RNA. Lineage: Eukaryota; Metazoa; Nematoda; Chromadorea; Rhabditida; Rhabditidae. The record is from the annotation of a GenBank genome assembly.